Messenger RNA from Stylonychia lemnae, 3669 nucleotides. NCBI's taxonomy places the organism in Eukaryota, Ciliophora, Spirotrichea, Sporadotrichida, Oxytrichidae. The record is from the annotation of a GenBank genome assembly.
AUGAGUAUAAGAGGGCAUCUUUAAGUCCUUAAAACUAGAGUAUUCCUAUGCUCAAUAAAAAGACUGAAAAAGAAGCUUGAUGAUCUAAAUGAUGAAUACAAGAAGAAGCAAGCUUUAUUAUAGCAAUUACAAUCAGAGUUUACUUAAAAUCAGCAGUAAUCAUAAUAUCUUGAGAAGGCUGAAAUGACUACAACUGAUAUUCAGAAUAAAUUUAACAGUAAUGCUACUUUACAAAGAUAAAAAUCCUUCAACCAUUUCAAUGUCACACCUAUGAAUCCAACCAGAAAUUUCAUGCCAUUUAUGUCCCUAAGAGUUCAUGUAACUAGCAACAGUUUAAGUGAACUUAAUGAGAAGAUGACAGAAUUGAUUUAAAAGCUGAGGGAAACAAAUCUAAAAUGUGAUCGAGAAGAACUAGAUAAUGAAAGCUUGAAAUUCGUAAAACAUGACCUUAAAAGAUAGAGGCAGUUUGAUCACAUAAAACUAAAGUAAUUGAUGCCAAGUGUUUAAGAUAUGGGUUAGGUAGUUGGUACAUUAGAACUAGCUAAAUUCAUCAACUAAACUAGAGUCAACACAGCAACAAGUGGAAUCUAUAAAUGUAGAGGUGAUAUGAGCUUUUUUAAAAACAACAAAGAUGAUAGGCUUAUAGAAAAAAGAAUAGAGCUUUAAGAUUAGGAGGUCGAAACUAAGAAUUUGAAAGUUGUAAUGUAGUAGAAGCAAUAGUAGCUUGAGUAAGCGAAAAAGAAACUAACAUUGUUGAAGAAGUAAAACGAUUCAAUCAAAAUUGACGAAAUUAUCUAGAAAUUUUUUGUCAAGAGGAAUACUGAGGAAGAUCUAUUGAAUAAACUUGAGAUGAUAUACUAGCUCCAGUUAUUUAUGAAUGAAAGAAAACAGAGUAAUGACUUUGCCUUUGAGUCUGAUCUCAAAACUAUCUUUUCAUAUUUGAAACUACUUGAAAAGCUGGAUUAAGAAUUAGGAUUUUCAAAAAAGCUUUAGCCUUAACAAUAAAAUUACAACAGUAGCUCAAUUGUUGAGAAAUAAUACUAGAGUUUAAAUCAAAGUUAAAAAAGCAUCAUUAUGAUUGAUAAUUUGACUCUAAAAGAAAGAGAGAAAAAAGGAGAGUACUAAACUUUAUAAAUUCAAGUCAGAUGGGAGGAUAUAAAGCACAAGCUGCUCAUCAGAGAGAAGUUUAUCAUCUCGCAAUAUGAGGAAGUCAUGAUAAAGAACUAACUCUUAAAUGUGUCAUUUGAUGAACAAUGUGCUGAAAAAAAUAACAAAAAAUUGUUGAGGGAAAACCUGCUUGAAUAGCUUUAGAAAUUGAAUGAAGAGGUCAAGACUUCACAAAAACUAAUGAGCGAAGAGAAUCAAAGUUCAUAAUCUAUUACUCACUUGAGAUAUCUCUACGAGAAUUACAAGAAAAUAUUUGAGUAUAAAAACAAAAUUCAUCAAGCAAAUAAUUUUAGAUAGAAGAUCUUUCAGUUCUUAGCCGAUGUAAUGAUAAAAGUGAGUGCAAAACUAGACAAGAUGCAAUAAACAAUACCAUAAAUGAACUUCGAUAUACUAAAUAUGAAAGUAUAGAAAUAUCUUCCAAGUGAAACAUUAGAGAUGAACUCCCCAUAGACAAAUAAUAAUUUACUCUCGGUUACAAAGAAAAAUUCGAACUAAAAUGGGAGUAGAAGAGGGUCAUUAUUAAAACCUAGUAUGUAUUCAGAAUCAACAUUUGAAUUUGCAGCUGAAUUACAAUCCUCAAGCACACUCAAGGCUAUACCAGAUAGAUAAAAUUCUAUGAGAAGAAUGUCUAGACAGAAUUCAUUGCUGACUCCAAAGAAUUGGUAAAAAUAAAGGAAAGCGACAAUAUCGAAAUUUAUGAUGAUCACCUUAAAUUAAGAGAAGGAGUAAUAGCAAGAGAACAAGUUAUUUGAAAAGAUACAGACUGCGAUAAGAUUGCAUUUAAAUGUCAUGCUAAACAUUGAUUACAUAAAAACCCUAAUCAGAGGAUUGAAAGAUAUGACUGAAGUCCAGGUUCAGUGGAUUAACAAUAAAGAUUAGGAUAGUGAUGAAACCUUGCAAAUAUAGUACGAGAGAGAUAUCAACUAUAAAGAUUUUAAAAGGGAAUAUACAAAGUGCUAGAGUAUAUUUUAACUCUACCCUAAAGAGUCUAAUAUUCCAGAUACUAAGAAUACAGUAUAGUCUAAGGAUGAAAGUACUGGAAAUAGCAAUGCAGUAAAUGCAGGUAUAUUCUUAGAGCCUAGAUCAAAGAACAGAAAAAGUGAAGUUGAUGAAUGCAAGAUUGAAAACUCAUUUCUUCAUCUCUAAUAUAAAAAGCUCAAAGAGGAUAAGAUCAAAAAGCAGAAGGAAAUAGAACAAUUGAAGCUUAGACAAGAAAAAGAAAGAAUUAAACUUUAGUUAAAUGCAAGUAUUAAUGCAUCUGCUUAUAUCCCUAAGCCAUUGACAUCUAAAUCAGCAUUAAGUAGCCAAUAAUAAAUAGAUUUCAAAGAAAUUAACAAGAAACUCGUAGAUUUCUAAAAAAAUGAGUCAAGGUUCAUCAAUAAGUUUGUUAAAGAGUGCGAUAAUGUCUCAUUGAAAAUAAACAGAUUUACCUCUGGAGUUCUUCCUCCUCAAGAGAAGGUUAACUUAAGUUAAAUACAGCUUUAGAAGCCAUCUAGGGCUAUGUCUAAAUAAGAACCUUAAUAAGAACAUGUUGAAAAACUAGCUUUUCAAUUUCACACAUAAAGCAGUAAUCAUUCCCCAGUAAAAAAAUCUCGUUCAUCUAUAAGUGUUGAUGAUGAAAUUUAAUUUAAUAAUAGAUUGAAACUCGAUGAUAAAAUAAAGGAAAUUAGGAUACACACUAAUCUUCACUUAGAUAAAGUGAACUUAAUGUCAGAUGAUCAAGAAAAAAGGAAAUUAGAUUCACUUUCAUCUUCCACAUCUUAAAGGUAAUCAACAUCAAGGUCUAAGAUUACUUUAACUUAAGGAGAUAUUCAUAAAUCAACAAAGAAUUCAAAGAAAAUAAGUACAAUAUAAAAGUCUAAGUUCAACAUGUGGAGUAUUUAGUAAUAGAGUAAAAUAAACAGUCCUCCAAAGAUAAAAGAAAUUGUACAACAAACUUCAAGUUAGUAAAAUAAGUUCUUCAGAACUAGGUUGACUUCAUAGUCUAGAGAAAGAACAUCAUCAUCAAGGGUCGAUGAUCCAAGUAUUAAACUUCUUUAAGAUGAAUUAAGAUCUAAGACACCAGCUAAUAAUAUAAGAUUAAGAAAUCAAAUGAAUCAGAAGUCUCUUCCUUAGUUUAACACCUAUAACAUCGAGGAGUAUAACAAAAACAUCAAUAAUUUCUUCAUCAUUUCUAAUGACAAAUUUAGAUAAAAGUUGAUAAACACUGCUGAGUUUACAGGCUUCAGUAAUUCAUAAAAUAAUAUAUUUGAUAGUAGCUAGUAGACUCAAGAUAAAUCUGAUAUUUAUAAGAACAGAAGUAUUUUUAACUUAAAUAAGACUAAGAGCUAGCAGGAACUAUUAAAAGCAAUUCAGAGUAGAGCUAACAUGAGAAAUUAGAAAAAUAAUACAUAAAGCGUGAUUAAUUUGAUAAACUAUGACUCAAUCAUGAAGGAGAUGAACAAGAGUAAGGGUAGCAAAGCAGAUAUACUUAAAAAUCUUUACAAAACUGAGGAACUCUGA